This is a messenger RNA of Manihot esculenta (cassava), 1216 nucleotides long. Its product is annotated as sphinganine C4-monooxygenase 1. The record is from RefSeq and is a predicted model, not a curated record. Bases 246 to 1040 code for a protein of 264 amino acids. Gene Ontology annotation, molecular function: iron ion binding; oxidoreductase activity. The transcript has 2 exons. Gene Ontology annotation, biological process: lipid biosynthetic process. Lineage: Eukaryota; Viridiplantae; Streptophyta; Magnoliopsida; Malpighiales; Euphorbiaceae.
AAAUCAAACCUCUUCGGUCUCCACCCAGCUCGUGGGUUGAUUUUUCUUUUAGGUCUGUCUCUAAUUUCUCCUCUCUCUGUCUCUCCUCUUCGAUUCCGACGACCACAUGGAAUCUUCUUCUCCCACUCAAACUCUAAUUGUGUGAGCCCACCGCCACAACAACCCAUGUUUUAUUAUUUAUUUCAAUAAUCACCACUCAUUGCGAAGAACCAAAAGAUUCAAACUUUCCUUUGCGGGUUGUUGUUAUGAUGUUAGUCGGCAACAUGGGUUUUCAAAUCUCUGAUGAACUGUUGGGUACUUUUGUCCCAAUUAUUCUCUACUGGGUUUAUUCGGGGCUGUAUUUGGGUUUAGGUUAUUUUGAAAAUUAUAGAUUGCACUCCAAGCAGGAUGAAGAUGUGAAGAAUUUGGUCUCUAAAACCACUGUUGUUAAAGGUGUUAUUCUUCAACAGUCUAUACAAGCUGUUGUUGCUAUCCUCUUGUUUACGGUAACUGCAGAUGAUUCUCAGGCUGCUAUAAAUCAACGAACUUCCCUGAUGGUUCUAGCCAGACAGUUCGUUAUGGCAAUGCUGGUUUUGGAUACUUGGCAGUAUUUCAUGCAUAGAUACAUGCAUCACAACAAGUUUCUCUAUAGGCACAUUCAUUCCCAACAUCAUCGUCUUGUUGUCCCAUAUGCGUUUGGAGCUCUAUACAAUCAUCCACUGGAGGGGCUUCUGCUUGACACGAUCGGUGGGGCCUUAUCUUUUCUCCUCUCAGGGAUGUCUCCUCGAUCCUCCAUUUUCUUCUUCUCAUUUGCUACCAUCAAAACAGUGGAUGACCAUUGUGGAUUAUGGCUUCCUGGGAAUCUUUUCCAUGCCUUCUUUAAAAAUAAUACUGCUUAUCAUGAUAUCCAUCAUCAGCUUUAUGGCAGCAAAUACAACUUUUCACAGCCAUUCUUUGUCAUGUGGGAUAGAAUUCUUGGAACAUACAUGCCUUACACCCUUGAGAAGAGAGUAGAGGGUGGCUUUGAAGCACGGCCUGCUAAAGAGUACAAGGACGAUUAAGUCUUACUGAUGAAUGCCUUGUUUCAACAAUGUACCAAAACCACUAUUAGUUUUUGCUCUAUUAAUCAACUACACCGGUUUUGUGAUAUGUAUAUAUUUACAUACUGCUGUGCUUUUUUUUUUUUUGUUCAUAUAGUUAUCACAAAAUGAUAAUUUUUAGCGGUGGAUUAUCUCUA